Messenger RNA from Echinops telfairi (small Madagascar hedgehog), 1261 nucleotides. It is a transcript of the gene DCUN1D5, whose product is annotated as defective in cullin neddylation 1 domain containing 5. The transcript is spliced from 8 exons. Gene Ontology annotation, cellular component: ubiquitin ligase complex. Bases 266 to 979 code for a protein of 237 amino acids. NCBI's taxonomy places the organism in Eukaryota, Metazoa, Chordata, Mammalia, Afrosoricida, Tenrecidae. Gene Ontology annotation, molecular function: ubiquitin conjugating enzyme binding; cullin family protein binding; ubiquitin-like protein binding. The record is from RefSeq and is a predicted model, not a curated record. Gene Ontology annotation, biological process: protein neddylation; positive regulation of ubiquitin-protein transferase activity.
GGGUCGGAGUGGUGGAGCUGCCUCGCUGUCCGCGUUCUCUGCUCCGGACGUGUCUACCGGCGCGGAGCCCCCACUGUCCCAGGCCGAGAAGGAGGACACCUGGCCGCGAGCGGCGGCUGGACUGGGUCACGCUGCUGCCGGCUGUGGAUUCUGCUCCUCCGCCGGCUGCUGUUUCUGGGAACCGGGCGCUAGCACUGAGGGGCUCCCUGUGGACAGUGACCCCCUUCCCCGGCUCCCCUGCCCACCCCGCCGGGGAGGGCGGAAGAUGCCGGUGAAGAAGAAAAGAAAAUCCUCCGGAGUGGCCGCGGCAGUAGCGGAAGACGGAGGCCUGAAGAAGUGUAAAAUCUCCAGCUAUUGCAGAUCACAACCUCCUGCUAGACUAAUAAGUGGAGAAGAACAUUUUUCAAGCAAGAAGUGCCUGGCUUGGUUUUAUGAAUAUGCAGGUCCUGACGAAGUUGUAGGGCCAGAAGGAAUGGAGAAAUUUUGUGAAGACAUUGGUGUUGAACCUGAAAAUAUUAUUAUGUUAGUUUUAGCGUGGAAAUUGGAGGCUGAAAGCAUGGGAUUUUUUACCAAGGAAGAAUGGUUAAAGGGAAUGACUUCGUUACAGUGUGACUGCACAGAAAAACUACAGAACAAAUUUGAGUUUUUGCGCUCACAGCUAAAUGACAUUUCUUCAUUUAAGAAUAUCUACAGAUAUGCCUUUGAUUUUGCAAGGGAUAAAGAUCAAAGAAGCCUUGAUAUUGAUACUGCUAAAUCUAUGUUAGCUCUUCUGCUUGGGAGGACAUGGCCACUGUUUUCAGUAUUUUACCAGUACCUGGAGCAAUCAAAGUAUCGUGUAAUGAACAAAGAUCAGUGGUACAAUGUAUUAGAAUUCAGCAGAACGGUUCAUGCCGAUCUUAGUAACUACGAUGAAGAUGGUGCUUGGCCUGUGCUUCUUGAUGAAUUUGUUGAGUGGCAAAAAGUCCGUCAAGCAUCAUAACAAGAACUAUUGUGAAGAAAAUGCAACCCUUUUGAUCCCAUGUGUAGACAAACUAAUGAGCUAAGAGGAACAAUCCAAAGGGUGCAUUUUCAUUCAUAUGAAAGACUCUUCGUAGUACUUUUUUUCCUUUUUUUUUAAAGGAAAUUUUCUUGUUACAUGUGAUGGGCAUUGAGUCACACCUCUUCUGAGACUGAAUAUUGAAAUUUUGCUUUGAGUUAUGUUUAUAACAUUUUAUUUCAGAACAAUAAAGAUUCAGAUUUGCGAUAAAGGCCUUAAAGUGAA